Messenger RNA from Microcebus murinus (gray mouse lemur), 606 nucleotides. The record is from RefSeq and is a predicted model, not a curated record. Lineage: Eukaryota; Metazoa; Chordata; Mammalia; Primates; Cheirogaleidae.
UGUCAAGCAGUUGGAUACCGGAAGAGGACGGGCCUAAGAUGGCGGCGCCCAUGGGUGUCAGGAAGAGCCGCUCAUGUCGGCGAACAGGGCGGUGUGGGGGCGCGUCCGAAGCCGCCUACGCGCCUUCCCCGAGCAAUUGGCGGCCUGCGGGCCCGAGGCCGCGGCGUACGGCAGGUGUGUGCAGGCCUCCACGGCCCCGGGCGGCCGCCUGAGCAAGGACCUCUGCGCGCGGGAGUUCGAGGCCCUGCGGAGCUGCUUCGCCGCCGCGGUGACCCGGAGACCCAGCCCCCACCACACACCAGCACCUAAGCUCUUUGCCAAGAAGACCCCGAAGGGAGGCUGUUAGUUGGGGCCCUCUGCAUGGUCCUCACUCCUGUCUGCUGCCCGUUGGUGCAAAGCCCUCGUGCUGAUGGCCCCGAGCAGCACAUGGCACACGCCCUGAGGCUGUGAGGAAGCGCGGAUGUCAGCGUUCUGAAGUUCUUGCCUGUUAGAGUUUAUUCUCAACUGGUUGAGCUGUGGGAAUUUGUUUUCCAGUGUUUGUAGCCAUAAGGGUCUGUGUUAGAAUAAGAUAUAAUGGAACCAAGGAUAAAGACUCUAUCAAAUAAU